Cricetulus griseus (Chinese hamster) is the source of this 1571-nucleotide messenger RNA. Lineage: Eukaryota; Metazoa; Chordata; Mammalia; Rodentia; Cricetidae. The record is from RefSeq and is a predicted model, not a curated record.
GCUUCCUAGAGGUCCAGCCUAGCCCCCAGGCACCAUGUCGGACAGCGAUCUAGGUGAGGAUGAAGGCCUUCUGUCACUGGCUGGCAAGAGGAAGCGCAGGGGGAACCUGCCCAAGGAGUCGGUGAAGAUCCUCCGGGACUGGCUGUAUCUGCACCGCUACAACGCCUACCCCUCAGAGCAGGAGAAGCUAAGUCUCUCAGGGCAGACCAACCUCUCAGUACUACAGAUAUGUAACUGGUUCAUCAACGCCCGGCGUCGCCUUCUCCCUGACAUGCUUCGGAAGGAUGGCAAAGACCCCAAUCAGUUCACCAUCUCCCGUCGUGGGGGUAAGGCUUCCGAUGUGGCUCUCCCCAGAGGCAGCAGCCCCUCCCUGCUGGCUGUGUCUGUUCCGGCCCCCACCAACGUGCUCUCUUUGUCUGUGUGCUCCAUGCCGCUCCACUCGAGCCAAGGUGAAAAGCCAGUAGUCCCCUUCCCGCAGGUGGAGCUGGAAUCCCCUAAGGCCCUGGUGACCCCUGGAAGCACACUCACUCUGCUGACUAGGGCUGAGGCUGGAAGCCCCACAGGUGGACUCUUCAAUACACCGCCACCCACACCCCCAGAGCAGGACAAGGAAGACUUCAGUAGCUUCCAGUUGCUGGUGGAGGUGGCGCUGCAGAGAGCUGCUGAGAUGGAGCUUCAGAAGCAGCAGAAUCCAGCACCCCCGUUACUACACACUUCCCUCCCUCUGGUCUCGGAAAAUGCCAAGUAGGCACCUGCUACCAGGCUGCUUGAGGCUCAGGCCAGCUGUCCCAGGUUCCUGGUUCACUUCUCCUUCACACAGAGGGUUAUCUACGGAUCACUGCCAAGCAUCUGGAUCAUCUCUGUCCAGAGGUCCUCAGCAGAAAGACAGCAGCUGGUGUCACUGCACUGUUAUGGGGGCCUGUACUCUGCUGACUACAUUCCUUCAAACUUCCUCUCUGAGGAGACCAACGCACCAGAGCCAGGCAUGGUGUUGCUGCUGCUUCUCCAGAGAGCCCUGGGACACCUGCACUCCAGCCUGCUUUCCUAGGCAGGCUCAGGAAACCUGCCAAGUUCAGACUUGAGCUAGGUCCAAGCUGCCCCUAAGCUGUGCCUCUUUUGGUCAAGCCAGGUGUGCACAUUCCAACCUACUCAAAGGACAAAGGAAAAGACCCAGCAGACAUCACAGAACCGACUCCAGUUGAAUGUUUAGGUUUUUGCUAAAUUGUUUUUCCUUUUGCUGUGGUUUGCAUUGAUGGCAGUAAGUAGCCCGGAAGCAUGGGUGUGGGGAGAGAGCACCUUAUACGAUGGAGCUUUAUAAACGGGGUGAUCUACCACUGCAUUGGGGAUGAUUGUAUAAGGGACCAGCAGGAUCUCUGCAGCCGUGCUGAAUUCCACCUGGAAGUGGUUGUUUGAGUCUUGGUUUGGACUACUCUAUUGUAAAAGAAGGAAAAUACCUACAGGUGUUGGAUUAUUUGCACCAGACAGAAGGGGAUAAAACCGAAGCCAAGUCCACCUGAACCAAACAGCCAUUUAGACAGACAGCAGAGACAGAUAAAAAAGCCAGAGACAUA